GGCUUCAUCAUCGUUGGCCUUGCUGGGAUAAUUGGUUAUUGUUUCAUCAAGGUGUUGAUCCGUGUUCGUCCUAUCAUAGAUGUAGGUACGACGGUGGUGGGAGGUCAGGGAUGGAGGGUGGGUACAG
Molecule: messenger RNA, 127 nt
Organism: Acaulospora morrowiae
Lineage: Eukaryota; Fungi; Glomeromycota; Glomeromycetes; Diversisporales; Acaulosporaceae
Source: the annotation of a GenBank genome assembly